Messenger RNA from Metarhizium brunneum ARSEF 3297, 1440 nucleotides. RefSeq lists its product as uncharacterized. NCBI's taxonomy places the organism in Eukaryota, Fungi, Ascomycota, Sordariomycetes, Hypocreales, Clavicipitaceae. The record is from RefSeq and is a predicted model, not a curated record.
AUGAAGAUUAUUUCGCUUGCUUUGCUGGCCCUAGCUGGGAUAAACUUUGCCAGUCCGACUGCUGCCCUGCAAGUUCGGAGUCCCCCACCGGCUGGUUCAGAACAAGCUCGCGAGCUUUACGAGCUGGUUAAGAAGGGGAUGCGGAGCUGGGGCCUGGCGGGCGCCAUUCAUCCUCCCAGCGGGCACAUCAGCGCUCCGUCGGCCAACCUACCUGGCGGCCUACCCGAACUAAACCGGCCCCGUCCCCCCAAGCCUAACGGUGUGCCUGGUACGCCGGGCCACCCUCUUGGCCCUCGUAAGAAGCAAGGGCGUAUAUAUGAGAGGCGCAAGUCAUGCGUAGCGCAGAAACGCAGCGGCAUAAAGUGCUCCGCCGGCACGAGGGUGACCACACGAGCGUCCAGGUUCCCGAAGCUCCGCCUCAUCGGGCAGGGCGGGGUCAUGGUGGCUUUUUCGAUCCUUUCACCUCAUGCGCAUGAAAUCCUGGAAGCGGUUAAGAACUGGGACAACCCGAUUGGCACAGCCGUCGGAUGGUUUGACGAGGCAAUAAAGGGUCUUCAGGAGGCCAUUGGUGGAAAGCACGUCCCCGAAAUCGACGGUAACGAGCUUAAGCUACGGCUCAUCUGUCUUUUCCGGGCUAACAGCCCUAAACACCCCGACGUCAUUGACGAUCUAUGCAAGCGCCACCAAGACGAGUCUCUUGAGAUAAAGAAGCAGCAGCAGGCCAUUGAUGGCCUAAACCAGAUUUCCGACCUAUGCAAAAAGGUGGAGGAGGAGGGUCCCCCCAUAGAUGUCAAGAUAAAGAGGGAUGUGUUAGCACUCUGUGACAAAUAUAGCAAGACCAUAGAGGGCAUGGUCGACGCCAACGCAGGCCUCAUCCUGCUGGGCGAGUGGGCUCGUGCCCGUACGCUCAACAACCAAGACCUUGAGGAAUCAGACGUGGCCGUUGCACGACGAUUCAUCCGAGAGGGCGCCUUUGGUCUCGCCAUAGCCACCAACGAGACAGAAGCAAGUGCCAUUGCCUCGCUAUACAUGGCGCACAUGUCGAGCUACACCAUCAUGGAGAUUGAUGAGGACGGGAACGAGGAGCUCAUCUAUCACUCCAAGCCGCCAGUAUGGCUCGAGCUGCUGCAGACGGGCGCGAGUUUCGUGCCUGAGGACCGGGAGGGGAUUAACCAGGCGCUGAAGCUUCUCGAUGGAACACCGUACCUACACCAUUUUGACAAUGAGGGCAGGGAAGAUCGUUUCGAAAAGGUCCAGACGUGCUGGAGUCAUACGAACCUGCUCAUGUUCCAGCCGCCGCGGUGGGACCUGAUUGCGGCGGCCAUGACCUACCUCGAGGGCAGGGUGCGGGACCUCGGCCUGGAGCAAAUCUUAGCGUGCACGCCGUGCUUGGUGCUCUCGGACUUUUGGGUGCUGCGUUGCGGAUCGGCCGUGCCGUAA